This is a messenger RNA of Eurypyga helias (sunbittern), 1391 nucleotides long. RefSeq names its product v-rel avian reticuloendotheliosis viral oncogene homolog (gene REL). The annotation marks the transcript as partial. Gene Ontology annotation, molecular function: RNA polymerase II cis-regulatory region sequence-specific DNA binding; DNA-binding transcription factor activity, RNA polymerase II-specific. The transcript is spliced from 6 exons. Lineage: Eukaryota; Metazoa; Chordata; Aves; Eurypygiformes; Eurypygidae. Gene Ontology annotation, biological process: inflammatory response; response to cytokine; cellular response to stress. The record is from RefSeq and is a predicted model, not a curated record. Gene Ontology annotation, cellular component: cytoplasm.
UGCCUGAAGAACAGCUGCACAACAUCGAUGAGUAUGAUCUCAACGUCGUGCGCCUCUGCUUCCAAGCUUUCCUCCCUGACGAACACGGCAACUACACGUUAGCUCUUCCUCCUUUGAUUUCCAACCCAAUCUAUGACAACAGAGCUCCCAACACAGCAGAACUAAGAAUCUGUCGUGUGAACAAGAACUGUGGAAGUGUCAAAGGAGGAGAUGAAAUAUUUCUGCUGUGUGACAAAGUUCAAAAAGAUGAUAUCGAAGUCAGAUUUGUCUUGGACAACUGGGAGGCCAAAGGUUCCUUCUCACAAGCUGACGUUCACCGCCAAGUUGCGAUUGUGUUCCGAACGCCGCCCUUCCUCAAAGACAUCACCGAGCCCGUCACGGUGAAGAUGCAGCUGCGAAGACCUUCAGACCAGGAAGUCAGUGAACCUAUGGAUUUCAGAUACCUACCAGAUGAAAAGGAUCCGUAUGGCAACAAAGCAAAAAGGCAAAGAUCGACGUUGGCUUGGCAGAAACUCAUACAGGACUGUGGAUCCAAUGCGACGGAGAGGCCCAAAGUCGCCCCGUUCCCCGCUGUCACUCCUGAAGGGAAGCUGAUUAAGAAAGAACCGAACAUGUUUUCAGCCACCCUGAUGAUGCCGGGGCUAGGAACCCUGGCCAGCGCUAGUCAGAUCUACCCUGUCUGCAACCAGAUUGCCCAUCAGCCUGCGCAGGGCGGGCCGGGGAAGCAGGACGUCUCCUCGUGCUGGCAGCAGCUGUACAGCGCUCCCUCUUCCGCCGGCAGCCUGCUCAGCGCCCACCCGCCGAACAGCUUUGCGGCAGACGUGCCUCCGCCCGCUGCGCCGGGCAGCGGCUCGCUCACGGCUUUCCACGAGAACCCUCUGAACUGGCCCGAUGAGAAGGAUUCGGGCUUCUUCCGGAAUUUUGGCAGCACGAACGGGAUGGGAGCGGCGGCAGCGUCGACCGCAGACAUGCAGAGCGUUUCUAGCAGCAGCAUCGCGCACCAGGCUCACGCCGCCAGCGUCUCCACAGCCGGCAUCGUCAGCAUGGAGACCGAUGACAUGAACUGCGCCAGCAUAAACUUCGAAAAGUACAACCCCGUGUUAAACGCGAGCAACCACAGGCAGCAGCUCCAUCAGGUGCCGCCAGCUUGCCCCUCCGUAGCAGCCCCGGGCAGCACGCCUUUCAAUUCCCAGUCUAACUUACCUGACCCUGCAGUUUACGGUUUUAUAGACCAAGAAGUCUUAGGGGAAUCAAGACUAUCCACCAACCCGCUCCCAAACCAUCAGAACAGCCUUGCAGAUAACCAGUACUACGACACCGACGGUGUCCACACUGACGAGCUCUAUCAGUCCUUCCAAUUUGAUAACAUAUUACAAAGCUAUAACCACUGA